Molecule: messenger RNA, 1827 nt
Organism: Penicillium atrosanguineum
Lineage: Eukaryota; Fungi; Ascomycota; Eurotiomycetes; Eurotiales; Aspergillaceae
Product: DNA helicase ZGRF1-like domain-containing protein
Exons: 2
Coding region: 1-1827 (608 amino acids)
Biological process (GO): double-strand break repair
Cellular component (GO): site of double-strand break; nucleus
Source: RefSeq, a predicted model, not a curated record
AUGUUCACCCCGAUGUCGUCCGCUCGCCUGGGCCCGGGCCCGGGGCCGAGCUCGCAAUCCCUGUCCCAAUCCCAGUCCCAGUCCCAGGUCACCGCGUCGGUCGUUAAGUUUCGUUGCCUAUACACACACGACUUGCGCCGCAAGUCCAAACGGUGGCAGGAUGGCUAUCUUCGGUACCAUACAUUCAACAAGCGCAUUAUGGUCUACGACGAACAAGGGAACUACAUCGGUGAUCACCACUGGCGGUCGGUCGAGGAAGUCCAGGAUGGCGAUGAGCUCGAACUGGAUAAAGGCGCUCUGAUCCAAGUUGGGGAAAGGAUGAGCACCACCCAGACUGAUCUCUCCAACCUUUUGGAGAAGAGGAAACCUAGUCAGGGCUCCCCGCAGUCCAACGCUUCCGCCCCGCAAGCACCGCGUACAUCAACGCCUCGAUCCUCAAGCUCCUCGCAGCCGUUCCGCUCGUUGAAUGAUCUUCUCGGUAUUAAGAAAACCCCAAUUGGGCACCUAGUCUCGCCCUACGAAGAAAGACACCCGCCUCCUUCCCCAUCAGAUACCUCCUUGCCGUCACAGCGCGCACCCAAACGACCCAAAGUGGUCUCGCCGAAACCAGUAAUCAGCAGAAGUGUUCCGGCUGAAGUGGUGGACUUGACUGAACCCGAAGAGAGGCCCCCUGCGAAAGUACGCAAGCUUGCGACGGCACACGAGACGGCCAGACUAGCACAAAAGCCUCAAAAUUUAGUGCCCACCGGGCAGCCUCCGCUAGAGACACAACGAGAGACUCCCAAAGCAACAAAGCCACAGAGGCCCGCUCCUUCGACAAUCUUUAGGCCUUCGAUUCCGCCCGAGAAAGCACAAGAUCUUUCAACAACGACGACAAUAAUACCACAGAGGUCUGAUCCUGCGCAAUUUACGAAACCCUCUGCGCCCUUGGAGAAACCACAAAGAGCACCAACAACCGCGAAUUCACAGUGGCCUGAACCCUCGCAGUUCACGAAGUCUUCAAAGUCGCUGGGAACACCACAAGAUACAUCCAAGACAUCAAAUUCACCAUUAUUAGAGCUCCCGGAAUUCACGAAGCCUCCGGUGCCGCCUGAAACCUUACGAGACGCGCCAAGAGCAACAAAUCUACAGAAGCCCGAAAUUCCAACAUUCGCGAAACCACCUUUACCUGCUCGCUCGGCAUCAUGGAGCCGUUCUAAAGAACCAGUUCGUCCAUCAGCAAAGGACAUGCAGAACGAGCCGCUUAGUGCCCGCAAGCUUCUGGAUGAGAACCUGCCAGUGCCUCCACGAACGAAUUCAGACACCUCUUCCUCCGAAAUACCCAUUAAAACAUUGCGCAUGGCAACAGAGAAACCUCGCAGAAAGCUAAUGUAUAGCGCGUUGUUGCCCAGCGACACAUCACAAAAAUCGUCUCCAAUUCCAUCGAAAUCGCUUUCAAAGAGAAGUCAACCUACGCCAAGAAAACUGGAUUCGCAAGCAGUGAACACACCCGCCCAGGAGCUUGACUCCACAAACGCCGAGUUCCUGCCCUCAGACUCGACGCAAUUUAUUCUUGAUGCAAUGGCAGAUGGCUCAAAUUCAGGAGCCAUAAUGACCCAACCUCCCAGUUUAUCUACACGAAGAGCUCUCGAUGCACCGCUCAGGAAAUCACUAUCCGAUCCAACUGCCUUGACAGCUCAACGUACACUCCAGAGCCGACCCACGCUCAAGCGAAGCGCUAUGAGUGCGCUUCCGGAACAACCAGAAGUCAACGAAGAGGGGCCCUGGACAUCCGAAGCCCUAGAUCUAUUUGAUUUCUGGCCCCCGGGACGAUCAAAGCCCAUCUGA